Colossoma macropomum (tambaqui) is the source of this 993-nucleotide messenger RNA. RefSeq names its product chemokine-like receptor 1. Bases 40 to 993 code for a protein of 317 amino acids. Lineage: Eukaryota; Metazoa; Chordata; Actinopteri; Characiformes; Serrasalmidae. The record is from RefSeq and is a predicted model, not a curated record. Gene Ontology annotation, biological process: regulation of calcium-mediated signaling; positive regulation of macrophage chemotaxis; phospholipase C-activating G protein-coupled receptor signaling pathway. The transcript has a single exon. Gene Ontology annotation, cellular component: plasma membrane. Gene Ontology annotation, molecular function: complement receptor activity; G protein-coupled receptor activity.
GCAGAAUAUCCUGACUUUAAAAACCACACAAGUCUGAAUAUGAGUUCUUCAUCAUGCACAGAUCUGUGUAUGUUCUACUCAGUGGCGAAUGUGAUCAUCUUCAUCCUGGGUGUUGCUGGAAAUGGUUUAGUGAUCUGGAUUGCAGGCUUUAAGAUGAAGAAGUCUGUCAUCACCACCUGGUACCUGAGUCUGGCCGUGUCCGACUUCAUAAUGUGCUCUACCUUGCCCUUUGGUGUCGUCCAAAAGGUUACAAAUGAGUGGAUCUUUGGACGCUUCAUGUGUAAAUUCCGGUAUUUCAUCAAGGUUCUCAACAUGUACAGCAGCAUUUUCCUCCUCAUCAUCAUCAGUGUGGACCGCUGUGUGGUUGUUAUGUUUCCUGUGUGGGCUCGGAACAAGCGCACCAUAAGAAAGGCUGUCGUGAUAGUCAUGCUAGCUUGGAUCGUCUCAGCAGCACUUAGCUCACCAGCGGCCAUUUUCCGAGACACAAAACAGAACAAACAGAAGACAAAAUGUCAAAGAACUUACAUAAAUGAGCCAAGCCAUUUUGCCAUAGUGUCUUGCAGAUUCAUUUUUGGAUUCGUGAUCCCGUUCCUGAUCAUUGUCAUCUGUUAUGUCAUCAUCAUGAGAAAGCUGAAGUUCAACCAGAUGGUGACAUCCAAAAAGCCAUUCAAGAUCAUGACGCUGCUGAUAGUUGCUUUCUUGAUCUGCUGGUUGCCUUUUCAUCUUUAUUCUUUUUUGAAAAUACAUUAUAAUGACAAACAUUUUGUCAAAUCCCUAAAAGUAUUUGGCCUCACUUUUGCCAAUGCCAACAGCUGUUUGAACCCCCUUCUUUAUGCGUUCAUGGGGAGGGACUUUAAGAGGCAUUGUCAUGCGGUUCUGUCCAACAUUGAGAAUGCAAUUGAGGAGGAGGAGGAGGGGAAGGGCCAGGACAGAGUCGAAGAGACAGCUGGUGAAACUACUGAGGAAUGUUUAAGUUUAAGUGUUUAUGUUUAA